GUCACACAUUGAACAAAUAAAAUCCAUAUCUAAUCCCUGCAGUGGACUAAAAGCAUGGCGUCCCUUCCUUCACCCAGCGCUGUAAUCCAGCGCCCUCGCUCAUGGCGCUUCACACCAUCAUCACUCUCCAAUGGAAUCGCCAUUCCUAUCCGCACAAGGCUCCGUGUUUUCUGCUCUGGCAAGAACAUCGACAUUCCCGAUCAAAAACCCUGUUGUUGGACUAGCGGAGUUAAUAGACGAGAAAUUGGGCUAGGAAUGGGAUUGACUGCGUUUUCUUUCCAAGAAGUUGUUUCUAUUGCCCUAGCCGAGAAUGUUGUUGCUGAGGAUUAUCGGACGUACACGGAUGAAGCGAAUAAGUUCAGAUUGGUGAUUCCUCAAGAUUGGCAAGUCGGUAAUGGUGAACCGAAUGGAUUCAAGUUGGUUACGGCUUUUUUUCCUAAAGAAACUUUGAGUUCCAAUGUCAGUGUUGUAAUCUCGGGGCUUGGUCCUGAUUUCACGAGAAUGGAAUCCUUUGGCAAGGUUGAAGAAUUUGCUGAUACCCUGGUGAGCGGACUGGACAGAAGCUGGAAAAGACCACCAGGUGUGGCGGCGAAACUUAUAGACUGUAGAUCAUCUAAAGGGAUAUAUUACAUAGAGUACACGCUGCAGAAUCCAGGUGAAGGCCGCAACCAUUUAUACUCUGCAAUUGGGAUGGCAUCCAAUGGUUGGUACAACAGACUUUACACUGUAACAGGACAGUAUGGAGAUGAAGAUUCAGAGAAGUUUAGUUCCGAAAUUAAGAAGGUUGUCAAUUCCUUCACUUUCAUUUGAUGAUCCCACAGAACUGGCUUCCACUACAGUUAUGUGGUUCAAGUUUUCCCUCUUUGCUUCUCUUAAUAUUUACUUUAAAAUAAAAA
Messenger RNA from Cucurbita maxima (winter squash), 896 nucleotides. RefSeq names its product psbP domain-containing protein 3, chloroplastic. Gene Ontology annotation, molecular function: calcium ion binding. Gene Ontology annotation, cellular component: extrinsic component of membrane; photosystem II; photosystem II oxygen evolving complex. The record is from RefSeq and is a predicted model, not a curated record. The transcript has 10 exons. Lineage: Eukaryota; Viridiplantae; Streptophyta; Magnoliopsida; Cucurbitales; Cucurbitaceae. The coding region runs from base 55 to 810 and encodes 251 amino acids. Gene Ontology annotation, biological process: photosynthesis.